Meyerozyma guilliermondii ATCC 6260 is the source of this 1308-nucleotide messenger RNA. Its product is annotated as putative protein kinase. The record is from RefSeq and is a predicted model, not a curated record. Gene Ontology annotation, biological process: protein phosphorylation. Lineage: Eukaryota; Fungi; Ascomycota; Pichiomycetes; Serinales; Debaryomycetaceae. Gene Ontology annotation, molecular function: ATP binding; protein serine/threonine kinase activity. The coding region runs from base 1 to 1308 and encodes 435 amino acids. The transcript has a single exon.
AUGACGGAAGUAUUCUCUUUCGAUGACGAGGACUUGUCCCAGCAAACUGAAAACCUAAAUAUUGACGAUCUCAACUACCGCAUUCUUCCGGACCAAGAACCGGACUCCAUCUCCAGCUCUAAUUACGAACAAAAAGACGUGGUUUCCGAGCUCCGCAAACCAGUUCCCAUCAAACAAAACAGACGAAACUCCUCCCAUGCUAUCGACGUGAACGAAAAUUUCGUUUCUUCAAUCAACAAAUCUUAUUCGAGUGCUGGCUCAUUGGGCCCGUAUAAACCCAAGCUUCUGGAUUUCGAACCAAUCAAAGUGUUGGGAAAGGGGUCUUUCGGGAAGGUUCUCCUCGUACGAGAGAUCUCCACAGGCAGGUUGUUUGCCCUGAAACAACUCAAAAAGGCAACUUUAAUCAUCAGUGACGAUGAAAUCAACACCGUCAAUUACCAACGAACUGUUAAUGAAAAGUCCAUUUUGGAAAUGGUCGACCACCCCAACAUCGUCCUGCUCUACUACGCUUUCCAAGACCACAACAAGCUCUACCUAAUCCUCGAGUAUCUUGACGGCGGUGAGUUGUUUCACCACUUGGCUCAAGAACGAUUCAUGAGUGAAAAAAAUGCCUCGUACUACAUAGCCCAGAUGGUGUUGGCUUUGCGCUACUUGCACACCAAGCUAGGUGUCAUCUACAGGGACUUAAAACCGGAAAAUUGCAUGCUCAACUCGCUUGGAAACUUGGUGCUCACCGACUUUGGUCUCUCCAAAGUUUCUUCCGAAGACGACCCUUCUCACUCGCUCACAGGUACGGCCCAGUAUAUGGCGCCAGAGAUACUCAAGGGAGAAAAUUACGGAUUUGCAGUAGACUGGUGGUCGCUUGGAUGCGUAGCCUUCGAUUUACUCACUGGAUCUCCGCCAUUUACUGGCAACAAUAAUAAGAAAAUCAUGGACAAAAUCAUAUCUUCCAAGAAAAACCUCAAAUUUCCCUUCUAUCUUUCACAGGACGCAAAGGACCUUCUCAGAAAAUUAUUACAAGCAAACCCAGACAAACGCAUGGAUAUAGACGGCAACUUUGACAUGUUGAAAAACCACCGAUUUUUUCGAUAUGUCGAUUGGAAACAACUUGAAUCUGGAAACCAGAGCGAUGUACUCCCUCCUAUACUACCGGUGAUAACGAAUCCCGUCCUUGCGGAAAAUUUCGAUCCCGAAUUCACAGAUUUACCAUUCACUCCUCAAAAGCAUUUCGACCUGGCGUCAGAUAUACUACAUGUCAAGGGCUUUACGUUUGCCAACGAAAGCUACCUUGAAAAAUAUAGAUCAUAG